AUGGACGUCUGCGGAAAACCUUUGUGCUACGAGCUCCUAACCAAGUUAGGAGAGGGCGCCUACGGUGCGGUGUACAAAGCCAGAGAGACGGGGGAGAAACAGCGCCUCCUGGCGGUGAAGAAAUUCAAUGUCCGCGGGGACACAUCACACACCGGGAUCCCUGCCGUCAUGGUCCGCGAGGUGGCGCUGCUGCGCAAAAUGACCUAUUUCAACCAUCCCAACAUAGUCAAGAUGUUGGAUGCGUCUGCUGUACCUGUGGGCUCCAGCUUGGACCUCACUCUGGUGUUGGAAUACAUUGACCAGGACUUGUCCACCUACCUGUCCAAGGUUCCUGCUUCUGGACUGAGCAGCGACUGUAUUAAGGACGUGAUGCAGCAGCUGCUGCGAGGAUUGGACUUCCUGCACUCAAACAUGGUGAUGCACCGCGACCUAAAACCAGAAAACAUCCUGGUCAGCAGCCGCGGAGAAGUCAAGAUCGCAGACUUUGGACUGGCACGCAUGUGCACCUUCAAUAUCGCUCUCACUCCAGGUGUGGUGACGCUGUGGUACAGAGCUCCCGAGGUGCUGCUGAACUCUGUUUACAUGUCCUCAGUGGACAUGUGGAGCGUCGGCUGCAUCUUCGCCGAGCUCCUCCUCUUGAGACCGCUGUUUCAGGGACACACAGAGGUUCAGCAGCUGCAGAAAAUCUUUGAGGUGAUCGGUUUGCCCAGCGAGGAGGACUGGCCCAAAGACAGCCCCAUCCCAUACUCCGUCAGCUGGGGGCCAAAAGGCUCCUGCAACAAGCUGCUGCACAACGUGGGCCCAGACGAGAACGACCUCCUCUCUAAAUGUUUGGCAUUCAGACUGAGCGGUCGCAUCUCGGCCGCCAAAGCUCUGGCUCAUCCUUUCUUCACAAAGCUCUGAAGGAGGAGAAAGACUUCGGCUUCACCCCCUCCUCUCGACUGUCAGCUCCGCUAACGAGUCCUGUGCCGUAAAAUCCAGCGUGCACACACAGAU
Messenger RNA from Chelmon rostratus (copperband butterflyfish), 996 nucleotides. It is a transcript of the gene cdk21, whose product is annotated as cyclin-dependent kinase 21. The transcript has 7 exons. NCBI's taxonomy places the organism in Eukaryota, Metazoa, Chordata, Actinopteri, Chaetodontiformes, Chaetodontidae. Gene Ontology annotation, biological process: regulation of gene expression; protein phosphorylation; signal transduction. The coding region runs from base 1 to 903 and encodes 300 amino acids. The record is from RefSeq and is a predicted model, not a curated record. Gene Ontology annotation, molecular function: cyclin-dependent protein serine/threonine kinase activity; cyclin binding; ATP binding. Gene Ontology annotation, cellular component: cyclin-dependent protein kinase holoenzyme complex; cytoplasm; nucleus.